UCUCUCAACGAGGAAAUGAAAUGACUGACUAGGACAGGAUUGUGGAGUUAAUCCCUAAAAAGGAUAACAGUUACUGAAGCCCAGGAUUGUCCGGGAUUAAAAGUAAUGGCCAGAAGUCAUGGUCCUACAACUGUGGCAUGUCUCCACAAUCAAGCUGACACUCCAUUUGACCACUGAAUGAAACUUUUGAGUCAAGCAUUAAAAACUGCAACUGGAUUAAGUUUUCAUAGUUGGUCUUACCUCCACAUUGCUACGUGUUUGGUGUUUGGUUAGACCCUCAAACCCAUUUCCAAGGGCACUCUAUCCUUCGAAUGCUGACCAUCUUGGAUGCAUGUUUUUUGAUCUUCCCUCAGCCACAUUCCUCCUGCAAAGAGGCAUUAUGGUAGUUCUGACUUUUUAGUGAUUUCUUUGUGAAAAGCCCUUCUACCGUUGACCUACUGCUAAGAAGCCUGAAAUAAAUAAACUGUAGACCUCCUAUUUGGUACCCUGGAUCCAACAGCUUUGGAAGCAUAACUUAAUGCUAAUAAGAAAAUGCUCAGGAUGAUGCAGAGGAAACAGAUAGUCCUGACCCUGUUGUGCUUCCUUCUCACCCUGACCACUGUUGUGUUGAGGUACUCCUACCAUGAGUCCUCCAUGUACUAUCUGAAUAUACUUCAUGGCUGGUCAGACAGAGCCCUGCACAACAAGCCCUGUGCCUGUGAACACUGUGUCUCCGAGGCUCAUACUUCUCCCUGGUUUGAUGAGCGUUUCAAUCACUCCAUGAGGCCCUUGAUGUCCGAAAACACUGUGCUGUCUGAAGACACCUACGUAUGGUGGCAGAUGCUUCAGCAUGUGAAGGAUCCUGCCAACCUCACUGCGGUAAUGAAGGAGCUGUUUAACAUCAUCCCCAGCAAAGAAAUGUACCUGGACUGGGGGGCCUCUCGCUGCAGGAAGUGUGCCGUCGUCGGGAACUCUGGGAACCUAAAGGGAUCCAGUUAUGGCUCCCAGAUUGACCUCAAUGACUUUGUGUUCAGAAUGAACAGAGCUAUAACAGAUGGAUAUGAAAAGGAUGUGGGCAGCAAAACCACUCAUCACUUCAUGUACCCAGAAAGUGCCAAACACCUGCAACCGAACGUUAGCCUGGUACUGAUUCCCUUCAAAACCCUUGACUUGCAGUGGCUUCUGAGUGCGCUGACAACAGGACACAUCACACAGACAUAUACUCGAGUUUUAGCCAAAAUCACAGCCAGCAAGGACAAGAUCUUAAUCUUCAACCCAACCUUUUUCAAGUACGUGAACGACAACUGGCUUGAAAACCGGGGGAGGUACCCAUCCACUGGAUUUCUGGCGUUAGUGUUUGCUGUUCACACAUGUGAUGAGGUAAAUGUUUAUGGAUUUGGAGCAAACACUGAGGGCAACUGGCAUCACUACUGGGAGAACAUUGGAGGAGAAGCCUUCAGAAAAACAGGGGUCCACGAUGGGGACUAUGAAUACAACAUCACCAGAACGCUCGUCAGCAUCGGCAAGAUCAACUUGUUUAAGGGGAGCUGAUGAAUUCGCAGCUUGUAGAAUUUGGUAUUACUUGGACAUUGUUUUUAUCAUAUCUGAUACAUUUAUAUUUAGAGAUUUUUAUAAGCUUCAUUAAGCCAAAAUUUCCCUCUUUUUUAAAAGAAGUAGACAGAAUUACGUUUGAAGUGCAAAUGUGGGGCAGGUGCUUUGUGGGUUGUGGAUGUUCUAUACCAAACCCAUUAUCGUAGAGUGUGCACACUUGCCAGGGCAAUUUGCAUCCUUGGGUUGUUUUUUUCUUCUUUUAAGACACCUUAUUUCAUUUAAUAUUAUAUUAUUUAUAUAGUACUAUGGUGAUCUAAUUUAGAAGUAUAUACAACAAAACAGUCAUUUUUCACAGUAGGGCACCCUAUCAUUCUAGAAUCGUACAGUAAUGAUGAACAAUAGCUGUGAAAGAGUUCUUGGAAAAUAUGAAUAUCUGCAGUAAAGGGAGUGCUGGGAUGACAAGCUGUUACUUUGCAGUGACUCAUUUUAUUGCAUGGUUUUAAAAGCUGUUAAAAAGCCCUUCAAAUGGUAUAGCUAAUGAUAAAGCUAUAGCUAUAGCUAAAAUCCCAUUCACCCACCUGCUGUGCACUUGCAUUUGUUACGCUGGUUUCCAAUGUGGAGUUCUGAAGAUAGAAACACGUUAUAGUUUCAUUAUUUAUAUGAUAUAGGCAGUGCAACGCUGACAGAAUUUGAAAGUAUCUGAAAGUGUUUCUUUGCCCAAGUUUGUUACCAGAUCCAGCAGUCCCUAGCUAAACCCAGCACACUUUCUUUUGCAUUACCCUCCAGGC
Polyodon spathula (Mississippi paddlefish) is the source of this 2318-nucleotide messenger RNA. RefSeq names its product CMP-N-acetylneuraminate-beta-galactosamide-alpha-2,3-sialyltransferase 1-like. Gene Ontology annotation, molecular function: beta-galactoside (CMP) alpha-2,3-sialyltransferase activity. Bases 532 to 1530 code for a protein of 332 amino acids. Lineage: Eukaryota; Metazoa; Chordata; Actinopteri; Acipenseriformes; Polyodontidae. The record is from RefSeq and is a predicted model, not a curated record. The transcript has 7 exons.